This is a messenger RNA of Symbiodinium natans, 3750 nucleotides long. NCBI's taxonomy places the organism in Eukaryota, Dinophyceae, Suessiales, Symbiodiniaceae. The record is from the annotation of a GenBank genome assembly.
AUGGCAGAGAGCCAAGAAAGCUCUGGAGCUCAAGGUGUCCGAUGUGUCCGGCUCCACGUGCGGCGCCUCAGCGGUGAGCGUGUCGUGCUCCAGGCGCCGGUGAGCUGGAGCGUUGCGCAGCUCCGCGCAGCUUUGGCCAGCGCCUUGCCCGAGAGGGAGCAGCGCCUUGUCUUCGAAGGCCGAGAGCUCAAGAGCCACGACAGUAUCGGCGAUCUCCCUUGCAACGAUGAGGCGAUCGAGCUGACACUCAUCAGGCGGCCUCCUUUGCAGGCAUCCUGGCUGGAGCGCGUCCAGGCCUCUGCAGAUCAGCUCAGGAAAGCCCCGAGAUCGAUUCGCUCCGACCGGGAGGUUGUUCUGUGUGCCGUGAGCCAGCGUGGAGAUUUGCUGGAAGUGGCGUCGGAGGCACUCCGGGCAGAUGAGGAGGUUGUGCUGGCCGCGCUGCGCUGGGACGCACAGGUCCUGGCUUUCGCUGCACCGGUUCUACUCGAAAGCCGGGGCUUUGCUCUGCGUGCUGUUGCUUCCGACGGCCGUGCCCUGGAGUUUUUGAGCGACACCUUCAGAGAAGACCGAGAGGUGGUCCUUGCUGCUGUCAGUCAGUAUGGCUUCAUGCUCGGUCAUGCCGGUGAUGCUCUCCGAGCAGACAAACAAGUGGUUCUGGCAACUGUCAGACAAACAGGAAUUGCAUUGCAGUGUGCGGCCAAGGAGAUGUAUGCAGACAGGGAGGUUGUUGUGGAGGCUGUCAGGCAGAAUGGAUUGGCCUUGGAGUUUGCAUGUGACGAGCUCCGAGCCGAUCGGGAAGUGGUCCUGACCGCUGUUUGUCAGGAUGGCCUGGCACUGGCAUUGGCUGCAUCGAUGCUGCGAGGCGAUCGCGAGGUGGUGCUCGAAGCAGUCAGCAGGCAGGGCAGGAUGUUGGAGUUCGCGUCCGAAGAGCUUCAGGCAGACCGCGACGUAGUGCUCACAGCCGUGAGGACCUCCGGCAUGGCGUUGAGAUUUGCAUCGGAGCUACUGCGGUGUGACCGCGAGAUUGUGCUCACUGCUGUGAUGCAGAAUGGCAAUAUGCUGGAGCAAGCCGCGCUGCCUCUCAGGAGGGACAGGGAGGUAGUACUGGGCGCUUUGAAUGCAGCGGGCCGAACGCUGCUUUAUGCCGCCGUUGAUCUCAAGGCCGGCGUGGAUGUUCUCCUCCAGCUCAUUGAGUGCCACGGCUCUGUUCUGAGCUGCGCCGCGUUGCGCUCUGACGAAGAGGUGCAAAGCCUUGCAAGGUGCAACAUUGAGAGAACGCUCACCGAGGGUGCAAUCGAGUUGCGUGAGGAUCCCGAAGUCCUGAUGGCAAUGGUGAAGCAGCACAGCAACAUUCUGAACUUUGCAUCGCCGAACAUGAGGGCACACAAAGAACUUGUGCUCUGCGCGGUGCGGCAGAAUGGCCUCGCCUUGAAGUUGGCCGCUGAGGAGCUGCGGGACGAUCCAGAAGUCGUAUGUGCGGCUGUCUCACAAAAUGGUUUGGCUUUGGAGUUUGCCAGCGAGGCUCUUCGUGCUGACAGAGAGACCGUCAAGUGUGCACUUCAUCAAGAUGGCCAGGCGUUGCAAUAUGCAGCGGAGACUCUGAGAAAAGACCGUGAGUUGGUUAUGGCUGCAGUAGAGGAGGAUGUUCUCUCCUCGCGCUUCGCAGCACCUGUGUAUCCCCCGGACCAUUUCGUGAUUGUAGCGGAAAGCUGGGAAGACGAUGCGUCAAAAAAUGUGGUGGCGAAGAAGGCGGCCGAUGACAAGAAGGAUGCAUCAGCGAGCUGCGCACUCCGAACAGCAGCAAAUGGAGCAGAGAAGGACGUGAUCGUAUCUGGUGACAGUCCUGUUGGACAGACGCACACCUGGAGCAGCAGGAGCGCGCCGCAGAUUUUUUCGGAUGGGGGCGAGGUUCCGCUUGACAAGGCGUUCGCUGAGCUCGCUGUGGGUAAGCUUGAGCUGGAGGAAGGUGAAUUGAGCGACGAUGGCCCGGAUCCAACUGCGCAUGCGGGCAACCUGCCGGAAGUGUCACAGAAUUCCGACUCUGAUGGGGAGGUUGAGGAAGAGGAGGAGGAAAUGGAGGAAGGCGAGAUAGUGGAGAAGAGCUCUACAGGUGCGGAGCCUGGGGAGAUGGAUGGCCCCGAGGAGGACGGAGGACUUGAAGGUCUCGAGGGAGCGGGCGACACCGAGACAGAGGAGGCAGAGCCGAGCUCCGAUGGAGAAGUUCAGGAUGAGAAGGAGUCGAGUGAGGAUGAGCCAGAGGAGGCUCAACAGGACAAGCAGGACCAGGACGAGAGCGGGGCAGAGACAGAAGAUGAGGUGGGAAGCGAGAACGACAGCAAGCAAAAUCAAGCAGGGGACGGAUCCGUGCAGAAGGUGGUUGAGGAAACGGAAAGUGCUGGUGAGAACGAAUCAACUUCCGACGGUGAGCUCAACGCCAAGGACCAGGAUGAGGACGGCGAGGAGGACGAGGAGAAGGAGAAGAGAGUGCCAAACUCUGUGCGCACGCCCAGUGAGCCGCCACCCAGAAGGUCGGUGGAAGCAUGUCGCCAAAGAUCUCGUCGCAGAGCAGCGGGCACCCGGAAUACUUCGAGACGGCACACCCCACCACGAGCUCGCAGCCGUAGCGCUCGGCGUCCUAGUGUGCGCGUGGCCAAUCGCAAGAAGCUCCCCAGGCGUUCGGAGUGGGCCGGCACCCGCAUCGAGCUGGGCUUGUCGUCGCGCGGCCGGAGAUCACCGAGCUCGAGCCGAAAGCGGAGGAGGAGAAGGAGCAGCACGGCUCCUCGGACCCCGCGGACGCUUGAAGUGCCGAAGGAAAGGCGAACCAACUUGAGGCUGCGAGCGGCCCAAGGCCAAAGCAAGUGGGAUGUAAGGCCAGAUCCUACGAAUCCUGACCAGCAGCCAAUGAAGCUCUUGCUGGAUCCCACGGCCAAUGGUAAGAAGCGUCGGGAAUGCUAUGUCGGCAAUCUCCCGCAGCACAAGGUUGACGUGCAGACGCUGCGACAAGCCUUCAAUCGCCUCUUCUUGGCCCUUCCCAGCUUUGUGGAAAGAUACCCAGACAUCUCGGAUGUUGUGCGCGCUCUCUACUUUCCUCCGAGGGGUGACGGGAUGUUUGCAUUUGUGGAGUUUGUAGACGACGUCAUUACCACAACCGCUGUGCAGAUGAGCGGGUUCGAGUUGGAGCACAGGGCCAUCAAAAUUGGACGACCGCAGAACUACACACCCCCUCAGAACGGUGAGUUGCCCGCGCUUGACGUGCAGCCACUUCGUGAUAGGGGGCUCUUGCCUCCAUCCUUCGAAGAUGAGCGAGUUGGAGUCGCCAAUGUCCUGCGUGAAGUCUACUUCGGCAAUCUGGCAUGCGGAAUGGUGGACGUGGAGGUGAUGCGUGAGCUGCUUCAGCCAGCAGCCGUGGAAGUUCCAGAAUAUGAUCCAGAGUUGGGGCCUCCAAUUGGGAAGGUCACCAUUGCACCAACCGGAAACUACUGCUUUGUUCAGUUCCAGAGUGCUGCUGUUGCCACCCGCAUGAUCUCAAUCUUUGAUGAGACAGAGCUCUUUGGUCGAAGGAUCCGGGUUGGGCGUCCCAGCAAGUAUGCAACGACAGUCAAUGAAUGCCAACUCUCGUUGCCACCACCAUCACCUCCGCCUGCCGCGCCGGUAUCUGCGCCUCCCCUUCCGCCCGUUCCACUGGCUCCACAUUAUCUGGUGCAGGCUGCCAAUGCGGAACUGGUGGCUGAAUUGGCAUCAGGUCGCUGA